Gadus morhua (Atlantic cod) is the source of this 2904-nucleotide messenger RNA. RefSeq names its product cytochrome P450, family 7, subfamily A, polypeptide 1 (gene cyp7a1). Lineage: Eukaryota; Metazoa; Chordata; Actinopteri; Gadiformes; Gadidae. The coding region runs from base 256 to 1797 and encodes 513 amino acids. The record is from RefSeq and is a predicted model, not a curated record. The transcript is spliced from 8 exons. Gene Ontology annotation, biological process: cellular response to glucose stimulus; cholesterol catabolic process; bile acid biosynthetic process. Gene Ontology annotation, molecular function: heme binding; iron ion binding; cholesterol 7-alpha-monooxygenase activity.
ACACUUGAAGGACAUUGGAAAUGAUAGCGUUGAGUGUAGAGAGUCAGGCAUUGGAAUACAUUUUUUAACCCAUCAUUCAAAUUUAAUUGUAAUAUGAUUAGAUGGCAAUCACUCCGUCAGUCAACCUUCACAUUUUGAUUAAGUGAUUGAAAUAUCAGUUACACCUUUCUUCCAAAAAUAUAAUCUAAGUUCAGCAAGUAAACUAAGAAACAGAUCAUCAGUCUUUUGCUGGAGCACGUUCACAUCUCCAUAAAGAUGAUGCUGAGCAUAGCUCUGAUCUGGGCAGUCCUCGUGGGGUUCUGCUGUCUCCUCUGGCUGGCUGUAGGGAUACGACGGAGGAAUCCUGGAGAACCACCGGUUGAGAACGGCCUCAUUCCCUACCUGGGCUGUGCCCUACAGUUUGGUGCCAACCCACUUCAGUUUCUACGCAGCCGUCAGAAAAAAUAUGGCCAUAUAUUCACCUGCAAAAUUGCUGGACAGUACUUCCACUUCCUCUGCGACCCUUUCUCCUACCAUGCCGUCAUCCGUCAGGGCAGACAUCUGGAUUGGAUGAAAUUUCACUUUGCUACCUCUGUCAAAGCCUUUGGACAUGACAGCUUUGAUCCUCGCCAUGGCCACACCACAGAGAACCUGCACCAGACCUUCCUGAAGACGUUGCAGGGAGAGGCCCUGCCCUCCCUGAUUGACGCCAUGAUGGGCCACCUGCAGGACAUCAUGCUGGAUUCAGACACGGUCCGGCCCUGCGCUGAACGCUGGCAGGUGGACGGCAUCUUUGUCUUCUGUUAUAAGGUCAUGUUUGAGUCUGGCUACCUGACUCUCUUUGGCAAGGAGCUGGGCAGGGAUAAGCCUCAGGCCCGGCAGGCCGCUCAGAGGGCCCUUGUCCUCAACGCUUUGGAAAACUUCAAGGAGUUUGACAAGAUUUUCCCGGCAUUAGUGGCCGGUCUGCCCAUACAUGUGUUCAAGAGUGCCCACAGUGCUAGAGAGAAUCUCGCCAAAACCAUGCAUGCUGACAACCUGUCCAAGAGAGAAAAUGUCUCGGACCUCAUCUCAAUGAGAAUGAUCCUCAAUGACUCCCUAUCCACAUUCAAUGACAUCAGCAAGGCCCGGACACACGUGGCCUUACUCUGGGCCUCCCAGGCCAACACCCUGCCUGCCACCUUCUGGAGCCUGUUCUACCUCAUCAGGAGUCCAGAUGCAAUGAAAGCAGCCCGUGAAGAGGUUCAGAAAGUUUUACAGAGCACCGGUCAAAAGGCGGAACCCAAUGGGCCAAGGCUGACCCUCACCAGAGAAGAGCUGGACAACAUGCAUGUUUUAGACAGCGUCAUUAAAGAAGCCAUGCGUCUAUCCAGUGCUUCCAUGAACGUCCGCGUUGCAAAGGACAACUUCCUGCUUCACCUUGACAACCAGGAAGCAUAUCAUAUAAGAAAGGACGAUGUCAUCGCCCUGUACCCCCCCAUGCUGCACUUUGACCCGGAGAUCUUUGAAGACCCUUAUGAGUAUAAAUACGACCGGUUCCUGGAUGAAGACGGUCAAGAAAAAAACACCUUCUUCCGUGGGGGGCGACGACUGCGCUACUACUACAUGCCCUUUGGCUCCGGGGUCACCAAAUGCCCAGGUCGCUUCUUUGCCAUCCACGAGAUCAAGCAGUUUCUGACUCUGGCACUGUCCUACUUUGAGAUGGAGCUACUGGACCCACUCGUCAAAGUUCCUCCUCUUGACCAAUCACGUGCCGGCCUUGGCAUCCUUCAGCCAACCUAUGACGUAGACUUCAGGUACAAGCUGAAAUCUCACCCAUGAGGGUGAGGGGAAAUAUUUAGAAAACUGCACAUCGUUGGAGAAGAGUCUCAUUCUGAAUGUGAUCCUGGAUAAUCUCCAGUACCACCGGAUUACCUCUCUUCUUAACUUUGUAUAUAACUUCCACAUUGUAAAUAUAACACCCAUAAAAACAAGAAAGACAUUUAACUCCCCUACAUUUUUAACUAAUAAGACUUGGCAAGUAACUACCUCCGGAUGUUGGUCAAUGAUUCGCACUGUUAGAAUGUAAAUUAACUCAACACUUCUAGGCAUCAAGGCCCUACUUUUCUUACCACAUGAACUCUUGUCUAAUAACUCCUCCUAGUCUUCUACCUUUACUAUACCUUUCCCCCUCAUAUAUUUUCUUAUUUCUGAUCUCAAACUGCGACAGAUAGGAAUGAGGUAUAUUAACAUUACUGGCUGAAGACUCCCAUUCUCUAUUGCUGUUGAUGCAAAUGUUGCGUCGGGGGAUGAAAGCAUUGCUGUGCUAUAAGUUCAUAAACUAAUACACCAAUGGAUUGACUUAAGGCCUAUUCCACCAAGUGCCAUUCAAGCCAAUCAGAAGGAUCCUCUAUAUUGUCAGGCAAAGGUCAAGCACAAAAUGCUUUGUCGCUCCUUCAGAUUGCUGCGACCAGUGAACGUUUCUUCAUUCCCUCACGUUUCUUCCAACUCAUCCAGAUGGGUUUUUAUUGGCAUGUAUAUACUGUAUAUUUAUAUUAAUAAAAGCCAUUACAGAUACCUAUCUGUGUAUGAACGAAUAGCUGUAUAUAAAUUAACUUAUAUAAAAUAUGUAGAUAAAUAAGCUUGUAUCUGUUAGUGUAUUUAUCUUUACUGAUGAUUUCUAGAAUUGUGCCUCAAUGCCACUCAGCAUGACUUUAAUAUUUACACAUAAAUGGUCAUCAACAUAUUUUUCAUUGUUUAAUGAUUGUGAGAUCCUUUUUAUAUAAUCCAUUGGUUCGAAAAAAAGUUUGAAAGAAGAAGGACGUAUGAAAGAAGUACUGCACACACAUAUUUGUUGUUCUUAUCUAUGGGACUUGAUAACUUAAGCUCCUGAUUACAGCACUGUACAAAGGUCUCAUUAAGCACAGAUUAAAGAUUGUAUCAGUCGUC